GGGGGGGGGGGUUUGAGCCUCACUUUGCCCCAUGGUUGAGGGAGAUUUCUCUUUCAGGGGAUGAUACCCUCUUUUUAAUCUUUCCUUCCCCGACCUUCAACUGUUCCUGCUGAGAGAAGGGCAGGGUCUCUCUGCUCCCUUCUGCCCUGGUUCCCUUGGCCGGGACCGCAGGGCUGUCUGAGAUGCAGCAGGUGUGUGUUUUCAGCGUCGCCCACCCGUUCCUGAUGUGCAGCCUGAGGUGGAGGCUGUUGCCUUGCCCAGGGACUGGAUGAGGGGAUGGGAGCGCGGCACGCCACCCACAUCUGUUCAGUGUCCUGCGGUGGCCGCGUCCUUUUGCUUCAUGUUGGAUGGUGGUGGUCGCAGCGCCGGUGUGUGUGCAUGGGUGCUUUCUCUGUGGUCCGCAGGUGUGUGAAGAAAACCUCCACGCAGGAGUACGCAGCAAAAAUCAUCAAUACCAAGAAGUUGUCUGCCCGGGAUCACCAGAAACUAGAACGUGAGGCUCGGAUAUGUCGACUUCUGAAACAUCCAAACAUCGUGCGCCUCCAUGACAGUAUUUCUGAAGAAGGGUUUCACUACCUCGUGUUUGACCUUGUUACCGGCGGGGAGCUGUUUGAAGACAUUGUGGCCAGAGAGUACUACAGUGAAGCAGAUGCCAGCCACUGUAUACAUCAGAUUCUGGAGAGUGUUAACCACAUCCACCAGCAUGACAUCGUCCACAGGGACCUGAAGCCUGAGAACCUGCUGCUGGCGAGUAAAUGCAAGGGUGCUGCCGUCAAGCUGGCUGAUUUUGGCCUAGCCAUCGAAGUACAGGGAGAGCAGCAGGCUUGGUUUGGUUUUGCUGGCACCCCAGGUUACUUGUCCCCUGAGGUCUUGAGGAAAGAUCCCUAUGGAAAACCUGUGGAUAUCUGGGCCUGCGGGGUCAUCCUGUAUAUCCUCCUGGUGGGCUAUCCUCCCUUCUGGGAUGAGGAUCAGCACAAGCUGUAUCAGCAGAUCAAGGCUGGAGCCUAUGAUUUCCCAUCACCAGAAUGGGACACGGUAACUCCUGAAGCCAAGAACUUGAUCAACCAGAUGCUGACCAUAAACCCAGCAAAGCGCAUCACGGCUGACCAGGCUCUCAAGCACCCGUGGGUCUGUCAACGAUCCACGGUGGCAUCCAUGAUGCAUCGUCAGGAGACUGUGGAGUGUUUGCGCAAGUUCAAUGCCCGGAGAAAACUGAAGGGUGCCAUCCUCACGACCAUGCUUGUCUCCAGGAACUUCUCAGCUGCCAAAAGCCUAUUGAACAAGAAGUCGGAUGGCGGUGUCAAGCCACAGAGCAACAACAAAAACAGUCUCGUAAGCCCAGCCCAAGAGCCCGCGCCCUUGCAGACGGCCAUGGAGCCACAAACCACUGUGGUACACAACGCUACAGAUGGGAUCAAGGGCUCCACAGAGAGCUGCAACACAACCACAGAAGAUGAGGACCUCAAAGCUGCCCCGCUCCGCACUGGGAAUGGCAACUCGGUGCCUGAAGGACGGAGCUCCCGGGACAGAACAGCCCCCUCUGCAGGCAUGCAGCCCCAGCCUUCUCUCUGCUCCUCAGCCAUGCGAAAACAGGAGAUCAUUAAGAUUACAGAACAGCUGAUUGAAGCCAUCAACAAUGGGGACUUUGAGGCCUACACGAAGAUUUGUGAUCCAGGCCUCACUUCCUUUGAGCCUGAGGCCCUUGGUAACCUCGUGGAGGGGAUGGAUUUCCAUAAGUUUUACUUUGAGAAUCUCCUGUCCAAGAACAGCAAGCCUAUCCAUACCACCAUCCUAAACCCACACGUCCACGUGAUUGGGGAGGACGCAGCGUGCAUCGCCUACAUCCGCCUCACCCAGUACAUCGACGGGCAGGGUCGGCCUCGCACCAGCCAGUCAGAAGAGACCCGGGUCUGGCACCGUCGGGAUGGCAAGUGGCUCAAUGUCCACUAUCACUGCUCAGGGGCCCCUGCCGCACCGCUGCAGUGAGCUCAGCCACAGGGGCAUUAGGAGAUUCCAGCCAGAGGUCGAACCUUCGCAGCCAGUGGCUCUGGAGGGCCUGAGUGACAGCGGCAGUCCUGUUUGUUUGAGGUUUAAAACAAUUCAAUUACAAAAGCGGCAGCAGCCAAUGCACGCCCCUGCAUGCAGCCCUCCCGCCCGCCCUUCGUGUCUGUCUCUGCUGUACCGAGGUGUUUUUUACAUUUAAGAAAAAAAGAAAAAGAAAAAAAGAUUGUUUAAAAAAAAAGGAAUCCGUACCAUGAUGCGUUUUAAAACCACCGACAGCCCUUGGGUUGGCAAGAAGGCAGGAGUAUGUAUGAGGUCCAUCCUGGCAUGAGCAGCGGCUCACCCACCGGCCUUGAAGAGGUGAGCUUGGCCUCUCUGGUCCCCAUGGACUCAGGGGGACCAGGCAAGAACUCUGACAGAGCUUUGGGGGCCGUGAUGUGAUUGCAGCUCCUGAGGUGGCCUGCUUACCCCAGGUCUAGGAAUGGACUUCUUUGGAACUUGCAUAGGCGCCUAGAAUGGGGCUGAUGAGAACAUCGUGACCAUCAGACCUACUUGGGAGAGAACGCAGAGCUCCCAGCCUGCUGUGGAGGCAGCUGAGAAGUGGUGGCCUCAGGACUGAGGGCCUGGACGUUGCUGUACUGUCUUGUUUAGUGUAGAAGGGAAGAGAAUUGGUGCUGCAGAAGUGUACCCGCCAUGAAGCCGAUGAGAAACCUCGUGUUAGUCUGACAUGCACUCACUCAUCCAUUUCUAUAGGAUGCACAAUGCAUGUGGGCCCUGAUAUUGAGGCCUUAUACCUGCAGCUAGAAGGGGGAGGGGUUGUUGCUGCUUUGCUUCGUGUUUUCUUCUAACUCGGCAAGGAGAGAGCCGGGCCCUGGUCAGGGCUCCCGUGCCGCCUUUGGCAGUUCUGUUUCUGUGCUGAUUUGGACCAUCUUUGUCUUGCCUUUUCACGGUAGUGGUCCCCAUGCUGACCCUCAUCUGGGCCUGGGCCCUCUGCCAAGUGCCCCUGUGGGAUGGGAGGAGUGAGGCAGUGGGAGAAGAGGUGGUGGUCGUUUCUAUGCAUUCAGGCUGCCUUUGGGGCUGCCUCCCUUCUUACUCUUCCUUGCUGCACGUCCAUCUCUUUUCCUGUCUUUGAGAUUGACCUGACUGCUCUGGCAAGAAGAAGAGGUGUCCUUACAGAGGCCUCUUUACUGACCAACUGAAGUAUAGACUUACUGCUGGACAAUCUGCAUGGGCAUCACCCCUCCCCGCAUGUAACCCAAAAGAGGUAUCCAGAGCCAAGGCUUCUACCUUCAUUGUCCCUCUCUGUGCUCAAGGAGUUCCAUUCCAGGAGGAAGAGAUCUAUACCCUAAGCAGAUAGCAAAGAAGAUAAUGGAGGAGCAAUUGGUCAUGGGCCUUGGUUUCCCUCAAAACAACGCUGCAGAUUUAUCUGCACAAACAUCUCCACUUUUGGGGGAAAGGUGGGUAGAUUCCAGUUCCCUGGACUACCUUCAGGAGGCACGAGAGCUGGGAGAAGAGGCAAAGCUACAGGUUUACUUGGGGGCCAGCUGAGAAGAGAGCAGACUCACAGGUGCUGGUGCUUGGAUUUAGCCAGGCUCCUCCGAGCACCUCAUGCAUGUCCCAGCCCCUGGGCCCUAGCCCUUUCCUGCCCUGCAGUCUGCAGUGCCAGCACGCAGAUCCCUUCACCACAGGGUUUCGUUUUGCUGGCUUGAAGACAAAUGGUCUUAGAAUUCAUUGAGACCCAUAGCUUCAUAUGGCUGCUCCAGCCCCACUUCUUAGCAUUCUUCACUCCUUUUCUGGGGCUAAUGUCAGCAUCUAUAGACAAUAGACUAUUAAAAAAAAAAUCACCUUUUAAACAAGAAAUGGAAGGCAUUUGAUGCAGAAUUUUUGCAUGACAACAUAGAAAUAAUUUAAAAAUAGUGUUUGUUCCAAAUGUUGGUAGACCCUUCAUAGCUUUGUUACAAUGAAACCUUGAACUGAAGAUAUUUAAUAAAAUAACCUUUAAACAGUC
Pongo pygmaeus (Bornean orangutan) is the source of this 4009-nucleotide messenger RNA. RefSeq names its product calcium/calmodulin dependent protein kinase II gamma (gene CAMK2G). Gene Ontology annotation, molecular function: calmodulin binding; calcium/calmodulin-dependent protein kinase activity; ATP binding. The record is from RefSeq and is a predicted model, not a curated record. NCBI's taxonomy places the organism in Eukaryota, Metazoa, Chordata, Mammalia, Primates, Hominidae. Gene Ontology annotation, biological process: protein phosphorylation. The coding region runs from base 277 to 1986 and encodes 569 amino acids. The transcript is spliced from 21 exons.